Xyrichtys novacula (pearly razorfish) is the source of this 14139-nucleotide messenger RNA. Lineage: Eukaryota; Metazoa; Chordata; Actinopteri; Labriformes; Labridae. The record is from the annotation of a GenBank genome assembly.
AUGAAGGAGUCGGACCAGACCAAGGAGAACCCCCUGACUUGGGAUUUCGACCAAUCUUUCGGUUCUUUCCUAAAACCGGCGGCACGUCUUUGUUUAGACACCUUGGACUUUUCGGAUCUCUGGGAUGAAGAAGAAAGCACUGAAGAUGAGGGAACCAGUUCAACCAGUGAAUCUCCAACAUGCCUCAAAGCCCCCCCAGCGCCGCCUCCUCUACCUCCCCCUCUUCCACCUGCCUCACCUUUACCCAACAAAGGUUCGACCACCAAAUGUCGCACCUUAAAGCUCCAUUGGAGGGAGUUGCAGAGUUUGGCUCCCCUUCCUAGGAUGACUCGGUUUGGGACUCAGACUAUUUGGGCCGGACUUGAGCCAGUUCAUGUGGAUACAAACCGGUUGGAGUACUUGUUUGAAUCGAAGGGUGGUACCACAAGUUUUAGCUUGGUUUCUGGGAGGCAGGUAAGUCCAAUGAGACAAGAUGAUGCUUCAAGAAUACGGUGGGAUUGGGUUGUCUUUACUAUUGUGUUGUAUUGUGUGAUGAAACUCUUAGCAAUGACCGUUUUAUCUUGGUCUUUAAAGGAGUACCACUUUGAUAGAGGCUUUAGACCCUAAAAAUGUACCACGAUAUAUUUAGUCAACAGACUUUCUCUGGUUCCUCCCUGUUUCCUAACAGAAGCAGCCCUCCAUCUCUGUGUUGGGGAUGAAAAGGAGCAACAUCAUAACCAUCGCCUUAAGCAGUCUGCCACCUCCCCGCCUCCUCCCCCCUACCAUCUACAGCAUGGACAGCAGUGUGCUGGACAGAGAGGACGUCCAGGUACAGUAGAGGUCAUGUCCUGCAGAAUCUAAGCUGAGUCCAGGACAGAUGUGAGACGAAUAAUUCAGUUUGUAUACAGGUACAUCUAUUUUCAUUUUCCUCUUCUCAAACAGCGUCUUCAAGCACUUAUCCCGACAGAGGAGGAACUUAUUCUGAUCAAGGAGGCCAAAGCCCAGAACCCUAAGUGCCCUCUGGCCUCGGCUGAGCUUUGCCUCCUCACUUUGGGUGAAAUCCCUCAUCUGGACACCAGGCUUCGACUGUGGUCCUUCGCACUGGACUACGACUCCUUGGAAAGGGUAUGUGCGAAUACUGCGAGUUUAAGGUGGAAACUUCAAUACUUAGUAAUAAGUUUGAACAUUAGCAGGGCAAUUCGCCACCUUGGCCCCGCCUCCUCCAGCUCAUCAUGAAGAGAUCUGUAGUUCUGGUGUUGUUUUGGUGAUAAGAGAUCCUGCAAAUCUUUCCUGUCACCAAAUAUGCCAGACCACCAGACCAAAAAUACAGCAUGGCUGUAACUCAUGAGUCACUCCUCUGUCCUCUAAAUGUGUCUCUCCUCUCAACAGGAAAUUGCUGAGCCUCUUUUCCAUCUGAAGCUGGCCAUGGAGCAGCUCUCAGCCAGCCAGACUUUUAGAUGUAUUCUCGCCACGGUUUUAGCCAUCGGUAACUUUCUUAAUGGAUGUAAGGUGAGUGUGUUUUCACCCCUGUCUUUGUCAAACAUUUUUACAUAACUACAUAACUGUGAGUUUCAGUGAUUUCAAAAUGAAUCUGGAUGUACCCAGGCCCGAGGUUUUGAGCUGAGUUACCUUGGGAAGGUGUCCCAGGUGAGGGAUACACACUCUCGUCAGCCCCUGCUGCACCACGUUUGCUUGCUCCUGAUGCAGCUCUACCCCCAAUCGUCUGACCUCUACUCUGACAUCACUGCUGUUACGAAAGCUGGCAAGGUGCGUAGUCUGGCUGCAGGAAGGUGUAUUUGUGCUGUGCCUGAGUCUGAAGUAGAACUGUUGAAUCUAGCAAACGACAACUGUGACGAGAGCAAACUCAUUCUCGAAAUUAGGAGGUUUAACAACAUCAAACUAGCAAAGAUACUUUCUUAUCUGUCCAGUGCGACUACUCCCUCGUCCAGACAAAUAUGACCCAGCUAGAAGCCCUCUGCAAAGCAUCAUGGGACCAGCUCAAGAUUUUGGACAAGGCAGACAAGAAGAAAGGUGGAAAGGUGGAUAAGAGGAAAGACGAGGCCUUGGGGGCAGACGGUAUGCUCCGCAACAGGUUGCCAAAGAUUCUGAAAGAGUGCGAGGAGAGGCUGAAGGUCUUGAGGGCGGUCCAUCGUCGAGUCGUCAACAGGUUGGUUAACUUUGAUUGGUGUCACGAUCAAAUGAUGCACUGUGGGCUAAGCUUGCCCGGACUAACACUGCUCUUGUUAAAAAGUUUGGUUAUGAAGUUAAAAAUGCGUGUUGUGUUUGUCUCUCCAGGUUCCACUCCUUCCUCUUAUUUCUAGGUUACUCUCGGUCCAUGGUGCGAGACACCAAAGCAGAGGACUUCUGUAAAACCAUCAGUAACUUCUCUUUGGAGUACAGGACAACACGGCAGUCCAUCCUCCUGCAGAGAGAGCGGGAACGACAGAAAAGUGGAGCAGAAAGUCCAGGGCCGAACACUCCUUCGGCUAGAAGAAAACGCCAACAAACACCAGCUCACCAGGUUCCCAUUUCACAUCCUCUUCAAAUUCUUUCUGCACCAAGUGAAAGACUGCUCUCGUUAACAUGCUACUUGUUGAUCAAACAGGAAAAUGAGGAGCAGUGUAGGCUUGAGGAGGUGCUGAGGACACCUGAGUCCAUCCCAAGACAUGACGCUACCUUGCCCCGGAACCGACGGAGGAUGGCGGAUAUUCAAGGUAUUGAAGUAGAUGUAUAAGUUUGAACAAAACUUCAACCAUCACUGUACAAACCAGCUGUAAUUAGUCAUUGUUUUUUACAGGUACAUUUUCCAGACUGAAGUGGUGAACCUGCUGAUUCUGCCUUGGAACCAAUUUUGUCGCCGGACAAAAAGUUGAUUUAUGUGAGUUUUGUAAAAGCCACAUCCAUGUUGCACUAUGUUUAUCAGUAAAAAUUGACAAAUUUGUGACAUUACACAUGCCAUUCUACUUUAAUUACGUUUUAGAUGUAAAGAUGUAUUAAAAAUGUUUGACCAAAUUAAAUAAAAUGACAUGAACAGUCAACUGUGUGAAAUGUUUACUGUUUCCAAGCUUUAAUCAUGCCUCCUCGCUGGGUGAAGCCACUCCGAGAACAGCACCCUCUGGUGACAGACUGCAGUAUAGGUCAUAAAUCCUGCCUCCACCAGCCAAGCUUAUAGGACUGUGAACAAACGUAAGAAAUUUAUUAAACAGAAUAAAUGCUUGCAGUGUUGACAUGUAGUUACAGUAAGACUGAUUGGUGCUCAAGUCCUCUUUUUUUCUGUACAGCUCUGUUUUUUUAAAGUUAUCAGAGGGGGUUAUGUUUUCUAUGAUUGACACUUGAUACAGCCUAUGGGUGUGCGAAGAUUGCAUAGCUCACCUAGGCCGUGGUUUGAGCCGAGUCAUCACAGCGACUCUCCCACCGAAUGCACACAAUGCUACUGCGCAAUGUUGGUUUCAGGAAAUGGAGAGAAAAGGCGUAAUUACCUAGAGCUUUUUGGCUUCAAAUCCGUAGUCAAAUUGUCCAUAUGUAAAGUCUAUGUGGAUGACAUCUGUCAUUGCGCUAGAUUUUUACUUUUGGAGGAUUUCAUUGGCGUACAACUGUCCCCUGUCUCCCCUACUUUCUGUAGCAGUUUAAAAUUAAGCUAACUUUCAGUUCGUCCCUCUAAAUGACUCCAUUAAGUUAUAAUCUAGUGCUGCUUUGUUUCCCAGUAAUGUCACACCCCAACUAACAUCGGGAACUGUUAAAAAAAAGCCUUGUACAUAAUGACACUACACGUUAUUUUCCCCAAACGUUAUCUUCCGCGCUUUUAAACCGAGCGUUUACGUUUAAUCCUGUAAACAGCAGCUUUGUGUGACCAUUCACAAGUCAAAAACCCACACAGCUUUGUUAUUUAAAGUUUUUGGAGCUGAUUUAUUCAAAUACAAUCGUACGGGGAACGUAAAUCUCUCUUUAAGCAAUCGAGUUCACUUGAAGAAUAGCGUCACCAAUGCGGAAGGACUAACAGGCGAUUCUACCAAUCCCCGGAGAGCACAGCCACACGAGGCUGAGUCAGUAACCAAUCAGAAUGCGGAAAGACUAAAAUGGGCGGGAGUUUUCUGUUGUGUGUACAAGUCGACGCCAUUUCGUGUCUGCUGGUUUCAAGGUGAUACAAUCAGCCUGCAGAGCCGUAAGCGGAUCUUUCCCCUCUCAAGUAAAAUCUGCGCUGAAUUUUACUCAUUUUUAGUAUUUAGCUCCUGGUGAGUAUUUUCAACCGAGAGAUUUUUCCACAUUUUUAUUUUUUUCCAGACUUUGAAGCGUCUUUUGGACUUUUUGUUUUUUAUUUUUUAUGCAUUUUUCCUGCUGAUAUUCCCUGAGACUGUGUUUGGGUUUUAGUGGCGUACAUUUUGUGAUGGCAGGAUGAGCUGCACAGAAACUAGUUUUUAAGUAGCUUUUUUCUUUUUUUUUUUUUUCUUUUGGUUUUUAAUAAGACAUUUGACAUCAUCUAUUUUUUCAGGGCUGCUGUGUUGCCGAAGUAUUUAUCUGGUUGUGUAUUUUUUGAGGAGAAAUGGUGGGGAAUUGUUCCAGUCUUUCCAGAUCCAGUCUCUCUUUUUCUGGACUUGUGUUCUCAGGAGGUUUUUUAUUCUCGUCCCCACCUGUAACUUGACUUGCAGUGGUUGAAAAUGACUCAUGAGCCGUGUUUUUGCUGUUUUCUUUGUGAUUUUGGCAGAGCUGUGACAGUUUAUUUUCUGCAGCAGAUCUCUCAGGAGUGAUGUGAUUUUUCAGGCAAGAUUUUUCCACCUUAAUGACAAGUGGGUGUGUUUUUGAAGGGACAAUAUCACAACAGUGUUUUGAUGUGUUUUGGACCUUGGAUUUCAGUGUUAGUCUGACCUAGAUUGUGCACUAAGUCCUUCUGAUUGACCGUGAUUUGAUUUAUUUUGCGUCCCGGAGCUGCUUAGACCAGGGAGGAGGCCUGAAGAGGGGCCUGCAGGGAGCUCUAACAAGGCUACCUGAUUCAAAGUGUGCAAUAAUUUCCAGUAUUACCCAUAUUAUAGCUUACUUAAUACAUGUCUGUGAAUUUUACAGGUUUGCAAGAGGCAGGAGGACAUAAUAGUAAUCCUGUAGUUGACAGUGGCCCCUAAAGCAGCAAGAUUCAUGCUGUGGCCCCCCUUUAAACUCUCCCCCAUCGAUGUCCUUGAGCAUGCAGCCCUCUGGCUCCAGAAGAGCUGAUCUGCAGCUGUCCCUUUAUCCUGGGCCCCAAAGUAAAGAGGCCAGACUAGCACUAAAUCAAGCCUUCAGUGUUGGAUAUCAACUUUUUGCUCAGGUAUAAUCCAUAAUAUGAUAAUACCAUCCAUGUAGGGCGACCUAGACUUCCUAGAAAGGUAUCUUAUUUACAAUAGUGUGAAUAUGACCCUUGAGCAACAAGUCAGGCAACAUUAAACCUAACUUUAUAAUUUGAGAGCAAGUGAACAAACUAAAGUUUUCCAAACUUUGUAACUGGGAUGGGCCCAUAUUCACCACACUUACUUGAUAACUGGACCAUUAGGGAUUGUAUUUGUAUUGAAAAUAUUAAAACCAAACCAGAAUUUUUGGGCUCAAUAUUUUGUAAAAUAGUCUUUAUUCUGAUAUUGUUACCAAUUAUUUGCUUCUUACAGCCAAAAAAUCUUAUCAUUUACUGAAUAAAUCACAUGAAAUUAAUGAAUCACAGAAAAUUCAACUUGAGACUUGGAAAAAAAGUUCCAGAAGUCAGCUCUAAUAGGCUGAAAACGUAAAAUAUUUUUUGGACUGCUAGGCCCGAAGGAUUGAUUGAAUAUUAUUUUGAGAAUUUGGUCGAUAUUUUUGAUUAAAAAAAAAAAAAACAUUGGAGAUUUAAAUUUUUGUUCAAAGUCAUUUUCCCACAAAAUUUAAGUUGAAGUGAAAUCAUUUUCACAGAAUAGCCGUAAAGUCGUACAGUCAUCAUCAAAUAGUCGUUAAUAAAGUCAGAGAUGUUAACCUCCUAGUAUUAUGACUGAAGUAUUAUUUUUGUAACAUUAGCACUUUGUUUUGAACGUAAAGUUACGACUUGAUUCUUCUGAGAAAAUGAUUUUGCUACAACUUCAUUCUCGCUAAAUGAUGACCUUGUUUCCGUAAAAUUAUGACCAAACCAGACUUAUUUAUGCGACAGUAUCCUUUGAUCUUGUGAUGUCACGUCUUGAUUUUCUUGCGACAUUGAUCUCCUGAGAAAACGACCUUUCUCGGUUUGGCAAAAAAAGAACCAAAGCUGAAUCGGUUUUGCGUAAGGCUCCAUUAUGAUGAAAUGACCUCAUUGAUUUUUUUGUUUUUGCUCUAGCUUUGCUGCCUUGUUCUCAUUUUAAUGAAGAAAUCUUUUUUUAUAUUCUUGGUUUCAUGGUUUUAAGAAGCUCCUCUUUUCUAAUACCACGUUUUUGUUUCCCCUUGUUUAGUUUUCAAGCCACUUUUUUGAACAGCUGCAAAUCGUAAGUUGGUCUCAACCUCUUUCUUUUUUUUCCCCCCUCAACUUUUUUAUUUUUACAUUCCACUUUUUUUUUUCUCCUUUGUGAUUUAGCCCCCCUUUUUCUCACCCUUUUGGAUCUUCUAGCAAACAGCAUGUAGUGUUUUUAAUUUUUUCUUUUUUUUUUUUUUAUGCCGUGAAAGUAGAAAAUCAAGAGAUUAAUUUUCAUAAUCUUCAAACUGACACUAAAACGGCCUCUCAUACAACUUCACUCAUGUUCCCAGUUUAUGCAUAAUGUUCAGUGUUGAUAACAAGACUCUUGAUUUAGUAACAAACUGCUGAAUAACACUCCAGAAAAAAAGCAAAGUACCACUGAUUUUUUGCUGCCUUUGCUUCCUAAUGUGUGUUUUUUUCUUUGUAAGUUUGCAUGUCCUGUUACUAAGUUGAAUCUGGUCAACAAGAACUUUGUUUGUUUGCCCAUUAAAUCAGACCCUCUCAACUUUAACACUAAUACUGAAUUGGUUUGUUUUUUUGUUAUUGGACAAAACCUACAAAUCAAUUUCUAAAGACACAGAGGGUUAAAUUUUGCACACUUGUUAAAUUAUUGAUAUCUUCAUUUUUCCUCCUUCAAUCUGUUAUGAACUUUAUUCAACUGCAGAUUCAUCUCAACCGACUGAAACAUCCCCCGCCUCCUCAUUUGGUCUCAUCUUUCCUCAAAUAUGAGUCCCAUGAGCAGAAGUUGCAGAUUUUGCUUUUUAUUUUUCACUUUUUACAGUCAAAGCACAAACAUUGAACCAACACUCACUCAGAAAGACAAGCUGACAUAAUGAGCCCAGUAAAGUUCCUGAUAACCUGAUAACACAUUCAAUAAAGCCCAGAUGAGGCAGAUGAUUGGAAAGCUUACAGAAAAAUGAGCAGAAAUGUUUUGACAUUAGGGUGGAAAACAAAUGCAUUCAGUCAUACAUGAUUACUUCGUGUUAGACAGCACAUUUGGGAAGCUCAUACUGCUAGAUGAUUCAACUGUCCGGCCUGAUUUCACUGAAAGAAGUUGCAAAAAUAAAUAAAAAAAUAACGACCUGCUAAGUAGUACAGUAACUUAAGUUUGUCAGGGAUGUAACAAUCUUAAUUUUGCACUCUGAAAAUCGCAAAAUCAACAUUAAGCACAUGGGUGUGUCCAGACAUUUUGGACUAGGGGUGGCCCAGCCCUGACAGUGACUUACAAAGAUGUGUAAAGAAGUAUGAUUAAUCAAUAUCUUUUACUAGCAUGAUGGUAAUCUUGCAAAGAUGUUAUAAAGCUAUAAGUCAUUUCAUCAUGACCUUUGUAAAUAAAAAACAACAACCUAGGAAUACCCAUUAGUUUGGGAUUCAGAGGUGCAGCCAAUCUGAAAUAAGGAGAUUCCUUAAGUGUUCUUAAACCUCCUGUGAGCGUUUUCUGAAAGUUCAUGAAACAGACUGAAAUAAACAGCAGUGCGUCUCUAUGGCACUCAAAAGUAAAUGAGACUACCAAUGACAUAAAUAAAAGUUCCUAUAUUGUCAUUUUAAUGCCUGUGAGCGUUUUCUGAAAGUUCAUGAAACAGACUGAAAUAAACAGCAGUGCGUCUCUAUGGCACUCAAAAGUAAAUGAGACUACCAAUGACAUAAAUAAAAGUUCCUAUAUUGUCAUUUUAAUGCCUGUAGCUGAUUUGAGGGGGUAGAUACGCUAAGGUAACAACCGAGACCUAAUGAUGCUGUGACAGCAACGCUGUGAUUGAGUUUGAGACAGUGAAAAUACAUAUGGUAUGUUGUAUCUGAACAGGUUAGCUUAUGUGCUAAAGUUACUUAGCACAGAUGAAAGUUAAAACAAAGACGUUUAGCAAACUUAAAGCUCCGGUGUGGAACUUUGUGUUUGAUGAUGUGGCGCCCCCUUGUGGAGAUUUGAAAUUCGUGUUCUUUUACUAAAAAAAUCUCUUUACUCAUUGGACAGUUAUGCUGUAGGAUGUCAAAAUAGCCUCUUUAUGUAGAUGAUGGACUGAAAUGACACCUACCCCCUGCCAGCUGUUUCAGGUAUCAGAAAUUACUAUAUAUGAAAAAAAUCACUCUUUAUUACUGAUGGUCUCUUUUGCUUUUAUGGGUCAUAACGAGGCAUUAUCAUUAACUUUAAUCUGUUUCAUAACCACAUAAAAACUCCUCAUAGGAGCUUUAAAUCACUGCAAAAACACUCAACACACCAUUUUCCAAGUUUGGAGAUGCACCUGCAUACAGUGAAAUUCAUCAACUAAUAAAACAUGAUACACAUGCUAAAUUCGACUCCCUCCAUUGUUAGCGUUCAAGGUCACAAAUCUGUCACAUGUUAUUCAUAGCAGGACUAGAGGAAUCCUCUGUCCUUGGGCAUUAAUCGGUAUAAAUAAACUGAAGACACAGUCCUGAUGAUAUGUAGGUGUUUCUGUUAUUUUUACCCACAUGCUGUAAAAUUAACAGCAAAUCCUCCAUCCAAAGUUUACUCUCCCUCUGCCCAACAGCAAAGCCACUCCGCUGGUGUGAAAAUCACACCGGGUGCUCGUGCAUAAACCCUGGAUUUUCCUGUUGAACCCCGACACGCCACAAAGACUUAGAAACAUUCGCUAAGCGGCCUGUGAUAGUACCCCCCGCCCCCCUGAUGCUGCGGACACCCUGUCAGCCUGCCAAAGCAAUAGAAAACAUGCCGGCCAAAUCAUGUAGAGGAGAGCAGCGCAUUAAGCUUUGGCCAGACAGCCUGCUGCAAACCAUGUAAUCCCCUGCUGGUAGCUACCGAGCGGGGAGGGACAGGCUGCUGCUGCUGCUGCUGCUAGUAGUCACAGUGAAGCCCAGCUGGCAGCUGUGUGGUGUCCUGGCAGGUGAGAUAUGACUGGGGAGGCUCAUGUGGUUGAUAAUUAGAUGAACCACUUACAGAGAAAACAAAAACGGUCAAUGGGGAAAGCCAAUGUUUCGCUAAAAUGAGGUUUAAUAAACAAAAUACGACAAUACGACAUAUCUGAGGCUUCACAAUCAUCAUUUUCAAGCACUAGCAAGUUGUUUCAUGUGAAUAUUAAAUAAAAGUAUCUGUGUCAGUGCUGGAGGGUCUGCUUGUCUACAAUCGUUUCCCCCCCCUGCAAUGUUAUAUAACUUUGCAGUGUUUGCAACUAAAGCAGCAGCAGCGACAGUCUGGCUCUCAUAUUAAAGCUGACACACUUAACGCUGCUAAUUGUACGACGGGCUGAUGUUACCAGCUUGUGUAACUGCUGCUUCGUGCCGCCUGUGCAGAGAGAGCAGAGGGAACUUGAGCAAAUUGUAAAAGCCCAUCAAUGUACAUCUACCUUUAAUGGCCAUAAAUGCUGACAGGAAUGACAAUAAUAUACAGCCAAGGUCAGAAUCAAACAGAGGACACUGCAGUUAUAAAGUAGAGCCUGACUGAUAUUUAAAUAAGCCGAUAUUAUCAAGCCAAUACGGACCCCUCACAGCUACAUCUGUAUAAGUGCAUUUGAGCCCAUACGGUAUCCAACAUCUGCAGAAAUGUACCUUUUUUAACUAGUUGAGAAACAGAAACUGAUGCUGAAACAAACAAACAGAACCAUCAGGAACAAGGCCGAUAAUUUUGCGAUAAUUUUUAAUGCUUCAAACUAAUUAGAUGAUUGUCAGCAGGUCCUUUUUCACAUUAUUACAUGUCUGUUAGAGGCCACAAGAUGAGGUUUUUGCCUGAUAAUAUUGCUUUCACAUGACAGGAUAAGAGAUAUAAGGUUUGCACUAAGAUAGCUUGCUAGUUGUUACGUUUAGUUAAAUGUUAGCACCAUUUUUCGUCACUAUACUAAGAGGGAAUGAAUUCGCUAACUAUGCUAGUUUUUAAUUCGCCACUUGCUUCAUAGUAUAUAGAAUUCUUUUCUUAUUUCUGUUUAAUCAUGAAGACCCUUUAUUUGCAUGUGCACGAUGUCUUCUACGAUGUUUGACAUUACAGUAUAGUUUUACUUUACUGCCACCUACUGGUCUGGCAUGCUCGUGCCUUUUCAAUGAUUUGGAGUUUGUGUUGUAUUGAAAAGUACUUAGAUAUUCUUGAGACUGUUUCGUCAUAAUAACAAACCAUUUAUCCCACAGGUUUUUACGGCUUCCUCCAUUUUUCAAACAUUUAUCCACCACUUCCUGUCCAGCCCUCUCUUUCCCAUUUUGAGUAAUUUUUAAAUUUACCCAAAGUCAAACUGAUUAGAUAAUCAAGAACAAGCUUUUGAAAAAAAAAACGUCCUUUUUCACAUUUUUAAUGGCAAAUUCUCGCAAUGAGCAGUACAUGUCUCCAGAUGUGGUUUUUGCCUGAUAUAAGCACUUUAACCUAAACAGGAUAAGAGAUAUGAGGUUUGCGCUAAGAUAGCGGGCUAGUUGUUACGUUAAGUUAGAUGUUAGCACCGUUUUUCAUCACUAUACUAAGAGAAAAUAAAUUCGCUAACUACGCUAGUUUUAAAUUCACCACUUGCUUUAUAGUAUAUAGAACUCUUUUCUAAUUUCUGCUUACUCAUGAAGACCCUUUAUUUGCAUGUGCACGAUGUCUUCUAUGAUGUUUGACAUUACAGCAUAGUUUCAUAUUACUGCCAUCUACUGGUCUGGCAUGCUAGCUUGAGCCUUUUCAACCAUUUCACGGUUGUUUUAUAUUGAAUAGUACUCAGAUAUUCUUGAGACUGUGGAAAAAGUAAUAGAGGCUUAAACUUCAUGAUAAUGUACUUUCUUGUUUCGUCAUAAUAACGAAUCAUUUAUCCCACAGGUUUUUACGGCUUCCUCCAUUUUUCAAACAUUUAUCCACCACUUCCUGCCCAGCCCUCUCUUUCCCCUUUUGAGUACUUUUUGAGUUUACCCAGAGGAAGGAGAUAUUACAGACAAAAAAAACUACAUUUUUGGAGACGUAGAUGUUUCCCACUUCUCAUAGUAUGCCGACGACCCUCUUCUCUCCAACAGAGUCAGACUCAGGCAGGCAGACCUCCACCGAGCCGAAUACAAACACAAUGGAGUGAGUUCUGACUGCUAUAUGACCCAGUUACUCUAUCUUUCCAUUAUGCUGUCUGAUAUCUUCACUUCUGUACGCCCUGUCUCUGAAGUUAAGCAGUAGGAGUUACAGUUUGAUUUUCAUUUGUUUUAUAUGAUUUUAGCCUUUUACCUCUGUUUGGACAAAUUAGUCAUGCACAUCAUUUCAUAAUUACCGUUUUCCCACCUCUUCUUGUCACCCUAACUCACCUUAAAAUGUCAUCAUCAUUGUCUCUUUGUUUUCUUCUCCUCUUCCCGUCUCUCCAGCAGUUGGUCGUCGUCCUCUUCCAGCCUCAUGUCGAGCAGCAACGUCACUAACAAGACGGACCCUCGCUCCCUCAACUCCCGUGUCUUUAUCGGCAACCUCAACACCCUGCUGGUCACCAAGGCCGAUGUGGAGGCCAUUUUCUCCAAGUACGGCAAAGUGGUCGGCUGCUCCGUCCACAAAGGUUACGCCUUCGUCCAGUAUUCCAACGAGAGGAACGCGCGGGCCGCUGUGGCCGGAGAGGACGGACGUAUGAUCGUGGGACAGGUGUUAGGUGAGCUCAAAUAAAAAUGAAAAGCUUAAGGAAGUUACACACAGAAGUUGAAGUGGCACUCCUGUGUGGUCAUCUUAAACAAAAAACCAUGAUUGGGUCAUUACCUCUGACUCUGAGGGGAAAAUGUUCUGAGCAACAGCGUUUCCAGACCCACAUGGUGGCAAAAAAAUGAAUAUGAGCAGGCUGAUUGGUCUGGCAACACAGAGCUAGAUCGCAUGGUCAUGUGCUUACUUUGUAUUUUGUGUAAAAUAAAAAAGAAGUAGUUAUUUUCUAAGUCGUAGAGUUAAGCUAACUAGCUUCAGCUUCAAGUGACACAUUUACAAGUGAGUGUUUUGUUUAUGAUGCAUCAAGGAAAGGUCAAAGAAAUCACUGUUGCUUUUAGAAAGAAGUAAACAAAACACAUUAAAGAGAACAUCAAAGAUAUCAGAGAACCUAUGAUGAUCAAGGAAAUCAGAGAACUUUAGUAAGAUCUGAGAAAUCAGUGAACUUCUAAAAAUCAGAGAAAUCAGUGAAAUUCUAAAAGAUAAGAGAAAUCAAAGCACAUUAAAAAAGAUUAGAGAAAUCAGUGAGAUUCUAAAAGAUCAAAGAAAUCAGUGAACUUAAAAAAGAACUUCAACUUUUAAAGGUCAAUUUAAGUCACAGCUUUGAAACCUUUCUUUGUUUUGAGCUGCUUUGCUGCCCUCUAGUGUUACAAACCAAGAACUUUAAAAAAUACUGAGAAGGACUUUAAAACAUUGAGUUAUAUAGUUUUGAGAAUCCUCGUCAUUCCUUGUGCUCUAUGCAGGCUGAAAUGAAUCUGAGUCACCUUUACUUGACCUUUGUGUGUUUGUCUUCCUGCAGACAUUAACCUGGCGGGUGAGCCGAAACCUCACAGGUCGAAGACAGUGAAGCGCUCUGCAGGAGACAUGUACAGGUGUGCUAAAUUUACAAGUGCUUCAACAUAAGAAUUACAAGUGCAGUAGUUUUACAUACAGACAGGCCUUGUAAAGCUUGAGAAGAGAUGUUUCCUAACUCAUCCUUCUACCUUGUCUCCACAGCUCAUCUGUUGAUUUGGACUAUGACUUCCAAAGAGAUUACUAUGAUAGGUAAACUGUCAUUUUAAAAAAACACUGUUUCAUCAUUAUACCUUCUCGUUACUGCUCCUGAACCCUGUAUUUGUGUGUAUUUGUAUCUCAGGAUGUACUCUUACCAGUCCCGUGUCCCUCCUCCUCCGCCUCUAUCCCGGGCCGUCAUUCCCUCCAAGCGUGCACGGGUCAGUUUGAGCGGAGGGGGGAGCCGGCGGACUAAAACCAGCUUCUCCUCCUCCAAGAGCAGCCAGAAGACUUCCCGUACGAGUAGGUACCACGAACAUACAGCUGUCCUAAACUGCCGAAUCACAAUUAGUGAUGUUUUUUUUUUUCCCUCCUGAAUAUAGUGAAGGCGGAUGAUCUGCAGACCAUCAAGAGAGAGCUGACACAGAUCAAACACAAGGUGGACUACCUGCUGGAGAGUCUAGAGCGCAUGGAGAAGGACCACAGCAAGAAGUCAGGUGGGUACAGAUGGAUCAUAGAACUGCAGAGAUUAUACAAGGUAUAAAAAAACAACAACAAAAACAAUCUCAUCAGCCACCGUCUCUUGUCUCGUCUAAUUUAGAGUUCCACUCUCUAACCUCUUGUUUCAUUCAUUCAGAGCUGAAAGGCAUCAAAUCAGAACCCGGCGAGCUGUCCUCCCUCAACUCGUCCAACUCGAGCAAGAAAGACGACAGCCUGAAACGGGACAGAGAGAGCCAGGACUCCGAGGAGGACGAGGAGGGGGAUCUGCUGGAGGACGAAGAUGAGGUGAGAAGUUGAAGAGUCAAGGUGUAAGACAGAAUCACAGUGAGUUUUUGUGUGAUUAGGAGUUUCGACCACAUGGCUGAUGACUGGAUGAUGACUCUUCCCUUUCCUCCAUUGGACUGAAAAUAUAGUUUUUCAGGUUUUCUGCGAAUUUUUCCGCAAUAAUUUGUCAUCAUGAAUAUUUCUGACCUUGAUACCAUUCAGGCUCCAAAAUCUCGGAUUUGUAAACAGUUUAUAAAAAGUCGUGUUCCACCUGCUUCGCUCUUCAUAUUGGCUUCUUUCCACUUCUCAGAUGAAAAGCAGACUGCGAGACGAGGAAGACGAGGAGGAAGAGGGCGAGCAGGAAGAGGGAGAGGACGACGGCGACAGCGCCAACGGAGACGACUCCUAA